Mandrillus leucophaeus (drill) is the source of this 1046-nucleotide messenger RNA. RefSeq names its product myosin-11-like. Gene Ontology annotation, biological process: vesicle transport along actin filament; actin filament organization. Gene Ontology annotation, molecular function: ATP binding; microfilament motor activity; actin filament binding. Lineage: Eukaryota; Metazoa; Chordata; Mammalia; Primates; Cercopithecidae. The annotation marks the transcript as partial. The transcript has 10 exons. Gene Ontology annotation, cellular component: actin cytoskeleton; myosin complex; cytoplasm. The record is from RefSeq and is a predicted model, not a curated record.
GAUUUGGACGCUCCGGCCUGGGAGGUGCGUCAGAUCCGAGCUCGCCAUCCAGUUUCCUUUCCACUAGCCCCCAGUGGGAGAUCUGGGACCAACAAGGCACCAUGGCACAAAAGGGCCAACUCAGUGACGAUGAGAAGUUCCUCUUUGUGGACAAAAACUUCAUCAACAGCCCAGUGGCCCAGGCUGACUGGGCCGCCAAGAGACUCGUCUGGGUCCCCUCAGAGAAGCAGGGCUUCGAGGCAGCCAGCAUCAAGGAGGAGAAGGGGGAUGAGGUGGUUGUGGAGCUGGUGGAGAACGGCAAGAAGGUCACGGUUGGGAAAGAUGACAUCCAGAAGAUGAACCCACCCAAGUUCUCCAAGGUGGAGGACAUGGCGGAGCUGACGUGCCUCAACGAAGCCUCCGUGCUACACAACCUGAGGGAGCGGUACUUCUCAGGGCUAAUAUAUACAUACUCCGGCCUCUUCUGCGUGGUGGUCAACCCCUAUAAACACCUGCCCAUCUACUCGGAGAAGAUCGUCGACAUGUACAAGGGCAAGAAGAGGCAUGAGAUGCCGCCUCACAUCUACGCCAUCGCAGACACGGCCUACCGGAGCAUGCUUCAAGAUCGGGAGGACCAGUCCAUUCUAUGCACAGGCGAGUCUGGAGCCGGGAAAACCGAAAACACCAAGAAGGUCAUUCAGUACCUGGCCGUGGUGGCCUCCUCCCACAAGGGCAAGAAAGACACAAGCAUCACGCAAGGCCCAUCUUUUGCCUACGGAGAGCUGGAAAAGCAGCUUCUACAAGCAAACCCGAUUCUGGAGGCUUUCGGCAACGCCAAAACAGUGAAGAACGACAACUCCUCACGAUUCGGCAAAUUCAUCCGCAUCAACUUCGACGUCACAGGUUACAUCGUGGGAGCCAACAUUGAAACCUAUCUGCUGGAAAAAUCACGGGCAAUUCGCCAAGCCAGAGACGAGAGGACAUUCCACAUCUUUUAUUACAUGAUUGCUGGAGCCAAGGAGAAGAUGAAAAGUGACUUGCUUUUGGAGGGCUUCAACAACUACACC